AUGCUGAGGCGCACCUUUGCGCCCAGCCUACCCUCCGGCUCAGCUUACGAGCUUCUCCCCACUGACGGCGGCGAACGGCCCCGCGUUCGUGUACCUCACAUCCAAGUCCACGAUGCGGACGAGCACCCGCUACCCUCGACAGCCCAGCUCGCUACCCUCCGACGCGUCCCAGGCCGGGUACCCAUGACAGCGUACACGCUGGCCCUGGUGGAACUGGCCGAGCGCGCGAGCUACUACGGCGUCGGCGGCGUGUUCACCAACUUUAUACAACGGCCCAUGCCAGAGGGGAGCACGACAGGAGCACCAGUAGAUGGGAACGGGACACCGGGUGCGCUCGGCAUGGGUCUGCGCGUUGCCACGGCCUUGAGCACCCUGUUUACGCUCAUGGCGUUCACGACACCGCUCGCCGGCGGCGCGUUGGCCGACAUGCGCUGGGGAAAACUCCCGACCAUUGCGUUCGGGACAGUGCUCGCGGGUGUCGCGCACAUCUUGAGUGUUUAUGCUGCUCUCCCCUCGGUCCUCCAGGGCGACGCGUUCACACCUUUCCUGUCCUCCCUCAUCCUCCUGGGGGGCUCGGCGGGGCUCAUCAAGGCCAACAUUGCCCCGCUCAUGGCGGAGCAGUACGUGGCAGACGACUACAUCGACGAGCUCCCCACAGGCGAAAAGGUCAUUGUGGAGAGGGAAGCGACGGUCCAAAAGAUCAUGGCGGCAUACUACCACUCGAUCAACAUUGGCGCCUUUAUUGCAGUCACCUCGACGUUUGCCGAGAAAUACGUCGGGUUCUGGCUCGCAUUCCUGAUACCAGGGGCAAUCUUCUUCCUCAUGCCUCCCGUCCUGCUCGCAGUCCAACCACACCUCCGGCCCCCGGUCGCGCCUUCCUCCACGGCCGUGUUGGACGUGUAUCAUUUCGCCCGCCGCGCACAUACGUCCAAACACGACGAGGACACCGAUGUCCGCCAGGUGUUCCAGGUCAUCAAGCUGUUCCUGUUCUUCACAGUGUACAACGUCGCUGAUGGAGGGUUGAAUUCGCUCAUGACGAGUCUAGCGGGGAGCAUGACCACGAACGGCGUACCGAACGACUUUCUGGAGAAGGCUAACCCCCUUGCAAUCGUCCUCUCCAUCCCCAUCCUCAACAAGAUCGUCUACCCAUACCUCAACGCACGACGAAUUGCGUUCGGCCCCAUCCGGCGUAUUGUGUUUGGCUUUGGGCUCGCAGCCUUGGCGAUGGCCUGGUGCGCCGUGUUGCAGUACAAGGUGUACCACACCUCGCCGUGCGGGUACGAGUCGACGACGUGCGAUGGCGUGUCCCCGCUGUCGGCGUGGCUCGUCCUCCCCGCGCCGCUCCUCACCGGUCUCUCAGAGAGCAUCGCCGUCGUCACGGCCAUGGAGCUCGGAUACACCAUGAGCCCUCCGGGCCUGAAAUCCAUCGUCACCGCCGUCUUCCUCUUCAUGCAAGCUACGGGCGCCGGUGUGGUGUUGCUGUUCCUGCCGCUUAUGCACGAUCCGGCGCUCGUGUGGCCGUUUGCCUUGACUGCAGUUGGCACGCUCGCGGCAGGAUACGCCGUGUGGCGCCUGUUCAAACACAUAGACUCUCCCCUUGCCCAGGAGACAUUUUGA
This is a messenger RNA of Apiotrichum porosum, 1617 nucleotides long. RefSeq lists its product as uncharacterized. Gene Ontology annotation, molecular function: dipeptide transmembrane transporter activity. The transcript is spliced from 11 exons. Gene Ontology annotation, cellular component: membrane. Gene Ontology annotation, biological process: transmembrane transport. NCBI's taxonomy places the organism in Eukaryota, Fungi, Basidiomycota, Tremellomycetes, Trichosporonales, Trichosporonaceae. The coding region runs from base 1 to 1617 and encodes 538 amino acids. The record is from RefSeq and is a predicted model, not a curated record.